Molecule: messenger RNA, 800 nt
Organism: Molossus molossus (Pallas's mastiff bat)
Lineage: Eukaryota; Metazoa; Chordata; Mammalia; Chiroptera; Molossidae
Gene: ARL8A
Product: ADP ribosylation factor like GTPase 8A
Exons: 7
Coding region: 41-601 (186 amino acids)
Biological process (GO): anterograde axonal transport; protein transport
Cellular component (GO): lysosomal membrane
Molecular function (GO): GTP binding; GTPase activity
Source: RefSeq, a predicted model, not a curated record
GGCGCACCGAGGCCGCCCCGGCCGAGCGAGCGCAGCGACCAUGAUCGCUUUGUUCAACAAGCUGCUGGACUGGUUCAAGGCCCUGUUCUGGAAGGAGGAGAUGGAGCUCACGCUGGUCGGGCUGCAGUACUCGGGCAAGACCACCUUCGUCAACGUGAUCGCGUCAGGGCAGUUCAACGAGGACAUGAUCCCCACGGUGGGGUUCAACAUGCGGAAGAUCACCAAGGGGAACGUGACCAUCAAGCUCUGGGACAUCGGGGGACAGCCCCGCUUCCGCAGCAUGUGGGAGCGCUACUGCCGAGGAGUGAGCGCCAUCGUGUACAUGGUGGACGCCGCUGACCAGGAGAAGAUCGAGGCCUCCAAGAAUGAGCUGCACAACCUGCUAGACAAGCCCCAGCUGCAGGGGAUCCCGGUCUUAGUCCUGGGGAACAAGCGAGACCUCCCGGGAGCACUGGAUGAGAAGGAGCUGAUUGAGAAAAUGAAUCUGUCCGCCAUCCAGGACCGAGAGAUCUGCUGCUACUCCAUCUCCUGCAAAGAGAAAGACAACAUUGACAUCACCCUACAGUGGCUUAUUCAACACUCAAAGUCACGGAGAAGCUGAGACUUCGGCCCUCCCCCUCGGACCAGGGGUCCACCAUCCAAACCUGAAGCCGAGCUCCCCACCCACCCCACCGUCCCCCCUAAGCCCACCCUCGUCACUGGUGUGGGGAGGGGCCCUCUGGGGAUCCCAGAGUCCUGUUCUGCUGAGGUUUGAACUCCGGUUUUUAUUGUAAAAUAAGUCACUCCCUCUGGACCCCUAA